UGACCCGGAAGUGAAUCAUUCUGUCUUGACACGUAGGUAGCUAGCAGAGCUGGUUGUGUUUUUCAGUGCUGUGGACAACAACUGCUCAAGCUGCUCGCCAUGUCUGGGUUUGAGAGCUUCAACACAGACUUCUACCAGUCUCCUUACAGUGUAGAUGACCAGAACCAGGGCAGUUACAGCUACAGCAACACAGAAGAUCCGUACAACAAGCCGUACGGUCAGUAUGACUAUUCUCAGCCAAUGGGUUACAGCACGCCGCCGAUGAUGCAGCCUCAGCAGCCUUACACAGGACAGAUCUAUCAGCCCACGCCUGCGUUCACACCCGCCUCCUCACAGUCCCUGUACAGCAGCAGCUUCGAGGAUGAGCCACCACUGCUGGAGGAGUUGGGAAUCAACUUCGACCACAUCUGGCAGAAGACGCUGACGGUGCUGCACCCCAUGAAGGCAGCAGAUGGCAGCAUAAUGAACGAAACGGAUCUGGCUGGUCCCAUGGUGUUCUGCCUGGCCUUCGGGGCUACACUUCUGCUUACGGGUAAGAUCCAGUUCGGCUAUGUGUACGGGAUUAGUGCCAUUGGCUGCCUGGGCAUGUACUGCCUCCUGAACCUCAUGAGCAUGACGGGCGUCUCGUUCGGCUGCGUAGCCAGCGUCCUGGGCUACUGUCUGUUACCCAUGAUCCUCCUCUCCAGCUUCGGUGUGCUCUUCUCCUUACAAGGCUUGCUGGGGAUCGUUUUAACAGCCGCCAUCAUCGGGUGGUGCAGCUUUUCUGCCUCAAAGAUCUUCAUCUCCGCUCUGGUGAUGGACGGCCAGCAGCUGCUCGUGGCUUACCCCUGCGCUCUGCUCUACGGGGUUUUCGCCCUCAUCUCCGUCUUCUGAACUUUCUCUACAGGACAAAUGAUGCACACACCAACACACACUUCCUCAUCCUCGACAGCCACUUGUAAACGAAGUGUGCAGACCAAACCACGAUCCAGCAGAGCCAAGAACCUCCUCAUCACUCUUUAGCACAUUCCCUCUAACAUCUGCCAGAUGUGGCCAGAAGUUCAUUCUCUCUCUCUCUCUCUCUCUCUCUCUCUCUCUCUCUCUUUCAGCCCUGUUUACUCUCGAACCCAUCUCUCCAAUAGCACAGCAGCAAUAUAUUUUCAUAUGUUUUUUUUUUCUUGUUUAGAUUAACAAAAUGAAAUAAAAUGUCUCUCUCCAAAGGCUAAAAGUGGAUCCGAGGCGUGUAUAAUGAAUAAUUGUGUAAUCAGAUUACUAUCUCUCGUUCCUUCGGUGCAACACACAGCUUUCUGUCUUUGUGUCAGUAUAAAACACACAGCUAACUGAUUUCCUCUGUUGUGCUGCUCUGCAUGUUCUCAGUCCCUGAAAAAGCUUUGGUCUGUACAGGAACUGGGGUGUGUGUGUGUGUGUGUGUGUGUGUGUGUGUGUGUGGUUAAUUUAAAAAACACACUCAUACACACUGAAAACUGCACUUCUCUUAGCUCCCCCCCAACCCAGUACUGAAAUUGACAGAAUUCUGGAAACCCGAUCAUUUAAACGAAUUUUAGUUCCGAUCCGUAGCCACAGCUCUCACUGGGGUGUAAUUAUGAACCUCGAGUCAGAUUUUUAUUUCCUAGUUUUGGUGAAAUGUUGCCAUAAAGUCUUUUAAUUUCUUUUGCUGUUUGAAAGGCAGGUAAAAACUUUUGCACAAGCAAACAUUUCACUUCAGUCCAAGCUUCUGGUUUGCUCUUUGUUUGACUUUGUUCAAUAAAUAAAUGUCAGGGAGCCGAGGUCACAUGGCCGCGCCGCCUGCAAUAUUUAUACACCAUGUCAUUUGUGUUUUUUGUUUUUUUUAAAGGAAAGUCCACUUUUUUUUUUUAAUCUCUGUGAAAAGUUAGACGGUGGUUGAGUGUUACACUUGUGCUGUUUCACAGGCCAUGUUUUGAAAAUAAAUUCGGUCGAAGAUGU
Molecule: messenger RNA, 1944 nt
Organism: Neoarius graeffei (lesser salmon catfish)
Lineage: Eukaryota; Metazoa; Chordata; Actinopteri; Siluriformes; Ariidae
Gene: yipf5
Product: Yip1 domain family, member 5
Exons: 6
Coding region: 100-873 (257 amino acids)
Biological process (GO): regulation of ER to Golgi vesicle-mediated transport; endoplasmic reticulum to Golgi vesicle-mediated transport; vesicle fusion with Golgi apparatus
Cellular component (GO): trans-Golgi network; membrane
Source: RefSeq, a predicted model, not a curated record